CUCUAUGGCUGCCGCGUCUCCGAGUUGCGCCGCCCGGGCCAGAGCGCUGCCCCAGCGCCGCCGUGGAGGAGGCCUGCGGUUCUUUGGCGUUCUGACGCCCCCAGGACCCAAGGGCGCGGGUGCGGACGCCAGCCUGUCCAACCCUGGCCCAGCCCCAGAGCCGUGCCGCUCUGAGACCCCUGACCCCAUCCCGACCGGACCGGACCCCCCCUCGGAAGCACCCUGCUCCUACUCUGAGUGGAACCUCUCAUGCCGCCCCGGCCAGCCUUGAACCCAGACCCAGCCACUAGAGCUUGGGCCCCUGCCCCCGCCCCAGCGCCCGGCCUCCUCGCCAUGCGUGGGAAGCUGCUGCCGCUGGCCGGCCUUUACCUGGUGCAGGGCCUGCCCUAUGGGCUGCAGUCUGGGCUGCUGCCCGUGCUGCUGCGGGCCCGCGGCCUCUCCCUGACACGCGUGGGACUGGCCAAGGCGCUGUAUGCACCGUGGCUGUUCAAGCUUGUGUGGGCCCCGCUGGUGGACACUCGGGGCUCCCCAAGGGCCUGGCUGACGCUCAGCACAGCUGCUCUGGGCCUGGUGUGUGGGCUGCUGGCAUCCCACCCUCCCGCCGCAGCUGGUCAGGCCGGUCUGCCUGUCACGGUGGCGGGGCUGCUUCUGCUGCUGAAUCUGGCUGCAGCUGUGCAGGAUGUGGCCCUGGACACGCUGGCUGUACGGCUCCUGGAGCCCGCAGAGCUGGGGCCUGGCAACACUGUGCAGGUGGUCGCAUACAAGCUGGGGGCGGUGCUGGCUGGGGGUGGGCUGCUGGCCUUUGUGCCCACCCUAUCCUGGCCCCUGCUCUUUCUGCUCCUGGCUGCCACUUAUUGGUUGGCUGCUGCCUUGACCUGGGUGGCACCAGCCCUGCAACAGCUUCCCACACCUCUGCCCUCAGAACACCCCCGACACACCCUGCACCUUGGGCAGGACUUGCUGGCCGUGCCUGGAACCCUGUGGACAGUGGGCUUCGUGCUCACCUACAAGCUGGGCGAGCAGGGCACCAGCGGCCUGUUCCCACUGCUCUUGCUGGACUGCGGCAUCUCUGCCCCAGAGCUGGGGCUGUGGAAUGGUGUGGGCGCUGUGGCCUGCUCCAUUGCUGGCUCAUCCCUGGGUGGGGCCCUCCUGGCCAGGCGCCGGCAGCCACUGCCCCUGUUGAAGUCAGCGCUUCAGUUCCGUCUUGGGGGCCUGGCCUGCCAGACUGCCGUGCUCUUUCACCUGGACAGCCCUGGGGCCAGCCUGGCCCCCAGCACAGUCCUGAGAGGUGCAGCCCUGCUGAGCCUGUGUCUGCAGCACUUCCUGGGGGGCCUGGUCACAACCACCACCUUCACCCUGAUGAUGCGCUGCAGCCAGCUGGCACCAAGUGCCCUGCAGCAGGCCACACACUACAGUCUCCUGGCCACUCUGGAGCUGCUGGGGAAGCUGCUGAUGGGCACGCUGGCUGGAGCCCUGGCUGACAGCCUGGGGCCACGCCUCUGCUUCUCCGUCUUCCUCACUCUCUCAGCCAUGCCCAUGCUGUACCUGGGCCUUGCACCCAACACCCUGGCCUGAACUGGGUGGCCAGACUUAUCAAUAAAGUGGAGCGUGCCUUCGGACUGUGUCCGGGAUGAGUGACGUGCAAGGUUGUCCUCAGACUGGGGGAUUGUCCGCGCUGGAAGAAGGGUUCCUGAAAAUGGCUCAAGCAUCUUUUAUUCUGUACUUUAUUCUGCACGCUACUGGUGGUGGCCUUUGUCCAGAGUGGUUGGUCGCUGUCCUGGCCACUGAUAUCUACGCCCAUCUUUGCCUCGAGGACCUGCUGCACCUGACACCCCCCCAUGCUGUGGCCACGCAGCCCCUGCUCAGGCUCGUGCUUGUGACGUGGGGGAACUGGGUCCUUCCGCGGCAGAGUGGUCAGCAGCCCCACAGCAGGAUCUCCUCUGUGGCCAAGUGCAUGAGGGCAUGGAAGCUCAGGUGCAGGUACUUUCUCCAGAAGCGCUUGUCCCGCCCGUACACCUGGGCCGGAUAGCAGGGGCUUCCUGCAGUGGGAGGAGACACGGCUCUGACGACUCCGGCCAGGUCUGCCCCCAGCCCCCGCCUUGCUCAGGGCUGGGCCUCCCAGGUCCGCACCGAUGCCGUGGAAGAUCCGGGCCACAGCCCUGCCCGAGAACCGCUGCUCUGGCCACGAGGACAGGAGGUGGCGGAUGUCCCGGCGGAUCUGGUCCUCCCAGUCCUGGAGCUGCCGGUGGGGACACGUGGCAUGCUGUUCUGCAGUGCUCGUAGACGAUGACAGAGUCCAGGGCACGGAAACGAUCACUCUGCAGCAGCGUCACCAGAGCCUGGAGAGGACGAGGCUGAGCACGAGCAGUCGGAAGGCAGGGCCUCUGCUCGGCCCGCGCGUGCGUGCUUACCUGCUCUGGGUCCCUGUCCGAAGACACAGAGAGGUGCAGGUUGGCAGGGAUGGUGCCCGGCCCCCUGAGGAUAGACUCUUCGGCCACGCCCAGGUGCCGGGCCAUGUCAAGGGCACUGCUGCGCGUGGCCGUGGCUGUGAGACCCAGGAAGCAGCUUAUACCCACGCAUUCCCGCAACACCUGCGUGGAGAGGAGUGGUGAGAUGCCCAGCCUUCCUUGGUCUGCUCACGUAGCACCCCCCCCGCCCCCCCACACAAGGCUUACCUGGCAGACACGCAGGUAGCAGGGCCGGAAGUUGUGGGACCACUGGGAGAGGCAGUGGGCCUCGUCGAUACAGGCAAAGGCGACCAGUGGCAGCUGAGCGAGGAGGGCAGCGCCCCCCGCCCCAACUAGCGCCUCUGGCGACAGCAUCAGCACUUGCACCUGGGCUGACCGAACCUGAGGAUGACGGCAAGGUCAGGAGCACCGCCCAGGGGGUCUGCCUGCUGCCUCUGCCGCUCUCGCCCUGUGAGGGCCCCUUACCUUCUGCAGGGCGGAGGCCCGCUCCUUCUUAGUCAUCCCCGAGUGAAUGCAGACCGCCUUCAGGCCUGGGGGCAAGCCGGAAACCUGCAGGUACAGGAGCAUAGCCUGUCACAGGCCACCAGCCCUGGCCCUUCCCCACAUGCCUCUUAGAAUGGUUUGGCCGGACAACUACUACUGUGUCCCCUCCAGGAUCUAGAGGGGGAAAAACCCAGGUCCUGGGUCCUGUGACUAAGGGUUCAGAGCCACCUGUGGGCUUGGACUCAGGAGCACUGGAGACAGGUCCCCAUGGGGACGCCCCCUCCCCCAAGCUGCUCCUCUUGUGGGUGGGCCUGGGUCUAGCCAGCUGUGUCCCUGCUGCCUUUGGGCCACUGCCAGCUCAUAGACAGAGCUGAAAAUGGCCUGGCGACUUGCCACUCGGGGGUGGGGGUGGGGCAAGAAGCAGCAGCCCAAGCGGGUCAGCAGAGCCACGGGUACCAGCUCUCGCCUUCUGCACCUACGCAAAGACCCUGUCCACCAACCUGGUUGUCCAUGAGCGACAUGAGAGGAGAAAUGACCAGCGUGAGGCAGGGGCUUCGCCGGAAGUAGAGCAGUGCGGGGAGCUGGUAGCACAGGGACUUACCAGCCCCCGUAGGCAGUACCAGCAACGUGGACACACCUGGGUUUUACCGAGAGGGUCAAGAGCACAGCUCUGUGGCCCAGCCGCAGUCCCACCGCGCCCCCUGCCGGCCGUACUCACCAGACAGGAUCCGCAUGACCACACGCUCCUGCAAAGGGUAGAAGGCUUGGUGCCCCAGCUGCUCCAGGGCCUGAAGCACCUCAGCUGGCGUGUCUGUGGACACAGAGUUGGCGGCAGGCAGCGCCCAUUCUCUGGGAUACUUCCUUGAACGUGGCCCGGGUCUGUGCGCCACCCUCAUCCUUGCCACCCUCCUUCUGAGGGGCCAGGUGCGGACGCAAAGGAGACUCACAGAGCAAGAAGCAAGGCAGGUGGGCGGGAACAUCCGGCACCACCUUCUCACCUGCUUGCGAAGGAGCCUGCCCCUUGAGGCCGGGCCCCGUACGUAGCGUUUCUGCUUCAUGUUGAGUCGCACGUAGUUCCCCCUGUUCUGGACAGCAAGUCUAGAAGAGACGCACAGGUCGACUGCACCCACAGCCCUCCCCACCGUGGCGCGACUGAAGGCAGCGCUGCUGGGAGGCUAGGGCAGUGAUACCUGGGGGCUGGGGGCUUGCUGGGGGGCUGUGCCUGCACAGGCUGCUCUGGACAGUCUUCUGUAGGCACUGCAGCCCCAGCUCCUGCAGGCAGGGGUCCUGCUUGGCCGCUGUCCUGUUGGGUCUGUGCAGGGCUUCCCUCCAGCUCCCCACUCCAUCUCCGCUUCUUGCCUUGACGGGUACCAGGCUGAGAGUUCCCUGCACUGAUAGCAGCUGCUAGUAGGGUUGGAGUCUCUGAGCCCUGUAAAGUCACCUCAGGGCCAGCGCUGGGACCGAAGACAGAUGCAACACCUGGAGUAAGAAGCUGGGACUCCUCUGCACCCAGGCAAGGCUGGCAGGCCCUGGGAACCCCCAGAAAAUCUGAGGUCCCGUUGUGACACCGCUGCAGCCAGCCUGGGUCUAGGGAGCCCAGCCGCAGGCUCAGGGAUGCCCUCAACUGCUGGGGCCGGCCUGGCCUCAGCUCGGGCCUGGGAGGCUGGGGGGGCACCUCACUGACUUCUGCUGGAGAGAUGGUGGCAGCUCCUGUGCCUGGUGGCCCUGGGGAAGGCAUCUUAGAGGAGGAUCUUCGUGUAAGCCGGGGUAUUCGGCCCAGGGCUGGCCCAGCCUGGGAGGGAGAGAUAAGCAAGCAGGAACUGAGGCCUUUGGGGUGCUGCAGACUCUGAAACCUGCUGGAGGCCCCACCUGUAACAGCUGGGCGAUGUGAGAAACCUAAGGCUGGGAUGUAAAAGAAGUCAAGAGUAGAGGGGACGCUGAGCUCUUCUGGAGAGCUGCGCUCUGGGAAAUGCUGGAGUUGUGUGUGUGCACGUGAACACGUGUGAAAGACUUAACGGGGUUGGCUGCCUGCUGAUCCUGCUUCUGGGCCAAGCGUAGCUCUGGACCCAGGCUGGAUGCACUGCCUGCCCGACCCUCACCUGCAGACUGCCCUUUAGGUUGGCCUUAAGCCUCUUCCCGUAGUCAUGCACAGAUCCCUGAGAGCUGAGCCUUGAUGGAGGAUGGGGGCUCUGGGUCGCGGCCCGAUUCAGGUGGGGCCCCCAGCAGCUGGGCUCCAGCAUCUGCAGGAAGAGACGGUAGAGAUCUAGGCCACGGAAAAGCUGGCGCAGGGGGGAACAGAGGUGUCUCCAGCCCCGGAGACCUGAGGGUGGGGGCUGUCCUUCCUCCACCCUGUCAGCCCGGCCCCUGAGUUCUUUGCCCCACAGAGCCUGGGUCACGACUCCUCCUGGAUCCGGCAUACAGGAAGUUGACCGAUAGGCUGGGAUGUCGAGCCCGGGUACCUCCUCGGCCGCCGCCGCGGGAAGCGACUGCUCCGAGCCGUGAGGCCCGACGCCGCCGGCCUGACCCAGUGCCUCCUUCAGGGUGCGGUAGUCCCGGUGGAGCGCUGAGGGCGGGGCCGGACGGGGGUGUGUGUCGGUGUUCAGGAGGCAGGGCUCGGCUGGGCGUGGGGAUGGAGGCCGCCCGCCCCCUGCCCGCGUCCCCGGCCGCUGCCUCCGCCCCGCGCCCGCUCGCUCACCGCGGGUCUCCUCGGGCGCCGCUUCCACGUCCUCCUGUAAAGGGAGCGCGUCAGCCGGAUGCCGCUCCCUCAGAUCCCCGCCCACGGGCAGCCCGCACCUGGCCCGGCAACCGCCCGCUCCGCCGCCGAAACGCGCGCCCCCUUUACACGCCUGCACCCGCUCCCGCACAUC
Molecule: messenger RNA, 5818 nt
Organism: Globicephala melas (long-finned pilot whale)
Lineage: Eukaryota; Metazoa; Chordata; Mammalia; Artiodactyla; Delphinidae
Gene: SLC33A2
Product: major facilitator superfamily domain containing 3
Biological process (GO): transmembrane transport
Cellular component (GO): membrane
Molecular function (GO): transmembrane transporter activity
Source: RefSeq, a predicted model, not a curated record